AUGCCCUCAUCCGCUAUGAAGCGCUCGAGUUCCAUCUCGAACAUGCAACAGGUUGCCGGCGCCUUCACCUCAAACCAUGCGCGCUCGACAUCCGGCUCCCGCAUGUCGCUUGCCCCAGGCCGCCCAAACCAGCCCAUCUUCCAGCGCUCCUCCUCAGGUAACAACCUCGCCGAUCUGGGCUUCCAGUCUGUUCACCGCAAUUCGACGAGCAACAUGUUUGGCGCAAGCAGUGCCGGCGGUGGCAGAAAGAGCUUUGCCCCAGGCUCCAUCUUCCAGACGCCCGCGUCUGCACAGAGUCUCGAACAGAGCACUCAGCGUCGAAGCAGCGUUUUCAAGGCACGACCCUCCCACGGCUCCGGCUCCACGGGCAUAAAACAGUCUUUCUUCGCAACCGCACCUCUGCCCGCGGCCCCCCCAGUCGAUCCGCGACGCCUCAAAGAUGCCAGCACUCGAGCUCAAAUGGCGCAAGAACUAAUGGAGUAUUUGACCCAUAACAACUUCGAGAUGGAGUCGAAACACUCUCUCUCAAACAAGUCGAUGACCUCACCCACCCAGAAAGACUUCAACUGCAUGUUCCAGUGGCUCUAUCACCGCAUCGACCCUUCUUAUCGCUUCCAGAAGUCCAUCGACCAAGAGGUUCCGAUUCUGCUCAAGCAGAUGCGCUAUCCGUUUGAGAAGUCGAUUAUGAAGUCUCAAAUUGCGGCCGUAGGCGGCAACAACUGGUCCACCUUUCUGGGUUUGCUUCACUGGAUGAUGCAGCUCGCGCGCAUGAUGGACUCGUAUGAAGUAGGAUCCUACGACGAUGCGUGCUUUGAUGCUGGACACGACGUUUCUGGUGAUCGCAUUAUAUUCGACUUCUUAUCUGACGCCUACCGUACGUGGUUAUCCGCAGAAGAUGAGGACGAGGAUGAAGAGGCGCAAGCCCGUCUCGUGCAGCCGCACGUAGAAGUCAUGGCUGCACGUUUUGACCAGAACAAUGCGCAACAUCUCGAACAGGUUAAGAUUCUAGAAGCAGAGCACAAGAACUUGGAGGACCAGAUCGAGGAAUUGGGGAAGUCUGGCCCAAGGAUUGCGAAACUGGAAGAGCAGAUCAAAAUUCUGGAGGAGGACCGCGUGAAAUUCGAGAACUACAACAAUUCUAUGGACGCUAAGGUGAAAAAAUAUACCGACCGAUGCGUUUUCUUGGAGAAAUCUAUUCAGGAGAUAGAAGCCGAGCUCGAGGCAGGCGAACGUGAGCGACAGGAGCUGCAGGACAUUGUUGAUAGCAGAGGUAUGACAACCUCUGACAUCGACCGCAUGGCCUCAGAGAAGGAGCGCCUCGAGAAGUCUCUUGAGACUGCAUUCACACGCAUGGAGGAGUCGAAGAAACGCGUCGCCGAGAAAGAAUUAGCAGCGUCCCGCAAACUAGAUGAACUUGAACAGACAGUCGAGAAAUACAACAACCUAGGCUACCAGAUUGGCGUCAUCCCUUCCACGGCCGCCAAUGCAAAAGACUUGGAUUACGAACUCCUCAUCACGAUUCAUGACACGCCCAACUUCUCUAGCUCUCAAAUGGGCUCGUCAACACAAGAGUCUGGCGACCGUCUCGUUCAAGAUGCUGGAACAGGCUACUCUCCACACCACCUCCUGAACCUUGACCUCCGCGGCACCGUCAAGACAAACAUCCUCUCUCUCCGCAAAGAAAUCGCCGAGCGGCGCAAUGCGUCACUCGAAGCUGAUAUGAACAACCACGAUCUCCUCGACAAGAUCAAGGAAGCCAUGGAUGACAAGCAAGGCGAGGUCGAGGCUCUGGGUCAUCGCGUUGCGCAAGCAGAAGAGGAACUCGACAAGCUAAGAGAGAUAACUAGUACGCAAAAGACGGCGAGUGAUGCGCAGAUUGAGAAGAUGGAGAAGGAAUUGAGCAGGAUGAGGGCGAAUUUAGGCGAAAGUGUGCAGUUGAUGGUGCAGAGGGAAAUGGCGGUUAAUAUUGAGUACGAGCAACUCACCCUACGCGCAAAUUCGCUCCGCGAAGAACUCCACACGGAAAUCGAGCGCAUGCUCGAUGACAUCGUUAGGUUCAAACUACAUAUUCAACGCAGUUUAGAAGAGUAUGAAGUUUUCAUUGCGGAUGAGGUCGAGAGGAGUUGUGAAGAGCAGGAUUUGUUAGGUGAUGCUGAGGAGGUGGUGGAGGCUUAG
Lindgomyces ingoldianus is the source of this 2175-nucleotide messenger RNA. RefSeq lists its product as uncharacterized. Gene Ontology annotation, biological process: attachment of mitotic spindle microtubules to kinetochore. The record is from RefSeq and is a predicted model, not a curated record. Lineage: Eukaryota; Fungi; Ascomycota; Dothideomycetes; Pleosporales; Lindgomycetaceae. Gene Ontology annotation, cellular component: Ndc80 complex. Bases 1 to 2175 code for a protein of 724 amino acids. The transcript is spliced from 2 exons.